Messenger RNA from Cyclocybe aegerita, 2769 nucleotides. The record is from the annotation of a GenBank genome assembly. Lineage: Eukaryota; Fungi; Basidiomycota; Agaricomycetes; Agaricales; Hemipholiotaceae.
AUGGCGUCAAAUAAGCCCAAUAAGUUGGCAUUCUUGUCGAUGCCUGCACCGGCGUCGUACGUUGCUGGUCUUGGUCGAGGCGCUUCUGGUUUCACUACUCGUUCAGAUAUCGGUCCUGCGAGGGAAGGACCCUCUGCGGAGGUCGUUGCGGAAGCCCAAGCACGUCGAGGCGAAGAGCCUGACGUCGACCCGGCCCAAUUCCAAGACCCAGAUAACGAAUACGGCCUUUUCGCGGGGACAACCUACGAGCAAGAUGACGAAGAAGCGGACAAGAUCUACGAACAAGUUGACGAGGCUAUGGAUUCGCGGAGACGUGCUAGGAGAGAGGCGGCAGAGAGAGCUCAAAUGCAGAAGCUGCGUGCCGAACGGCCGAAGAUCCAGCAACAAUUCGCGGAUUUGAAGCGAGGGCUGUCGGUGGUAACAGACGAAGAAUGGGAGAACCUACCUGAGGUCGGGAAUCUGACGAGGAAGAAGAGGAAGAGGGAGGAGAGGAGCUUUGUCGUCCCAGACAGCGUUAUCGUUGGAGACCGGGGCAAGAACGAGUACGACAACGCUCUGGAUCCGAGGCAGCAGCAGGCUGGAGGCUUCGAAACACCAGCCGACUCAGGAGCUCUCACCAACCUCGUUGAAAUAGGUCAAGCUAGAGAUAAGAUUCUGUCGCUCAAACUCGACCAAAUGUCUGGCAUAUCCAGCACCUCCGGCACCGCAACCUCCGUCGAUCCUAAAGGCUACCUCACCUCUCUCGACAGUGUCAUCAUCAAAUCAGAUGCAGAGAUCGGCGACAUCAAACGGGCGAGAAUGCUCUUCGAUUCGCUUGUCAAGUCCAACCCAAAACACUCUCCAGGUUGGAUCGCGGCGGCGUGUUUGGAAGAGCAUGCUGGGAAGAUGGUCGCCGCGAGGAAAAUCAUCAAGCAGGGCUGCGAGAUGUGUCCGAAAAACGAGGACGUGUGGAUCGAGGCGGCAAGGCUUCAUAAUAAUGAAGAUGCGAAAGUUAUACUCGCGAAUGCGGUCCAACAUGUCGGGCAAAGCGUCAACAUAUGGCUGAAGGCUGGCGACCUCGAGCAUGACGUAAAGGCGAAGAAACGAGUUCUUCGUAAAGCUCUCGAACACAUUCCCAACUCCGUCCGCCUCUGGAAAGAAACCGUCAAUCUCGAAUCAUCUGCAGUUGAUGCCCGAAUCCUCCUAUCCCGUGCUGUCGAAGUGAUACCCCACUCCGUUGAGCUCUGGCUCGCCCUCGCUCGGCUUGAAACACCGGACAAAGCCAAAGCCGUCCUGAACAAAGCCCGCAAAUCCGUCCCUACCUCACACGAGAUCUGGAUCGCCGCCGGCCGUCUGCUCGAGCAAGAAGCAUCUUCACCCUCCAAAACGCCCGAGCAGCGAAACAAAGAGUUGGACCUCGUUGAUAAGACGAUCGAGGCUGGAGUGCGCGAGCUGCGGAAGCACCAGGUCAUGCUGACGCGCGAGCAAUGGCUGAAGGAGGCGGAGAAGUGCGAGAGUGAGGGUAGCCCCAGGACAUGUGAGGCCAUCGUGAAAGCAACGGUGGCGAUGGAGAUCGAGGAGGAGGAUCGACUCGACACCUGGGUUGGAGAUGCAGAGAGCGCCGAAGCACGGGGUAUGGUGGGCACGGCGCGGGCGGUGCUGGCCUACGCGUUGAAAGUCUACCCUGACCGAAGAAGCUUGUGGCGGCGUGCCGCCGAACUAGAGAAGGCCCAUGGGACUACAGAAAGUCUUGACGCGAUCCUCUCGCGGGCGGUGGUGCACUGCCCCCAGGCGGAAGUAUUGUGGUUGAUGUCGGCAAAGGAGAAGUGGUUGGCUGGAGACGUACCGGCGGCGAGGCAAGUACUCGAGCAGGCCUUCGUUGCGAACCCGGAGAGCGAGCAGAUUUGGCUAGCUGCUGUCAAGCUCGAGGCGGAGAAUGGGGAAUUUGCAGUGGCAAGGCAGCUGCUAGUACGUGCGAGGACGGUCGCGGACACCGAGAGGAUCUGGAUGAAGUCCGCCGUGUUCGAACGCCAGCAGGGCCAACUCUCGGCUGCGUUAGAGACGCUUGAAACAGCGCUGAAGAAAUUCCCGAAAUUUGCGAAGCUUUACAUGAUUCAAGGUCAAAUCCACCAAUCUAUGGGUAACAUCGCCCUUGCACGAGCCUCCUUCGGUGCCGGCCUCAAAUCAUGUCCGAAGGAGCCCUCCCUCUGGACACUCGCAUCGCGGCUGGAGGAAGCAGACGGUAAAAGCAUUCGUGCUCGUGCCCUCCUGGAGAAGGCCCGACUCGUCAACCCCGCCAACGAACAUCUUUGGGCCGAAUCCAUCGGAGUGGAAGAGCGGUCCGGUGGUGCCGCCCAAGCCAAGGCCAUGCUUUCUCGUGCGUUGCAAGAGUGCCCCGCGUCGGGUGUCCUAUGGUCGAUGGCGUUGUGGGCGGAGCCUCGAGCUUCACGGAAGACCAAGUCCGUCGAUGCCCUCCGAAAGACGAAGGACAAUCCUUUCGUCGUGUGCACCGUCGCUCGUGUUCUAUGGGCAGAUCGGGCUGUCGAACGAGCCCGAGACUGGUUCGGACGUGCGACGGCAACCGAUCCUGACCUAGGCGACAUAUGGGCAUGGUGGCUGAAGUUCGAGAGGCAGCACGGGACGGAAGAGCACAGGGAGGUAGUUAGGACCAAGUGCAUCGCUGCGGACCCACAUCAUUCUCCUGUCUGGCAGAGUGUGACGAAGGACGUGGCGAACGUGGCCAAGAGCACCAGGGAGAUUUUGGAGAUCGUUGCGGAUCGUCUCCAAUAG